Molecule: messenger RNA, 2701 nt
Organism: Chiroxiphia lanceolata (lance-tailed manakin)
Lineage: Eukaryota; Metazoa; Chordata; Aves; Passeriformes; Pipridae
Gene: DENND1B
Product: DENN domain containing 1B
Exons: 23
Coding region: 79-2445 (788 amino acids)
Biological process (GO): endocytosis; endocytic recycling
Cellular component (GO): nuclear speck; cytosol; intracellular membrane-bounded organelle
Molecular function (GO): phosphatidylinositol phosphate binding; guanyl-nucleotide exchange factor activity
Source: RefSeq, a predicted model, not a curated record
CUGUCCCUUCGCCCCCGCCGGGCGGGGUGCUUGUCCCUGGGGGCGCCGGGGCCGCCGCCGGGGCCCCGCGAUGUGACCAUGGACAGCAGGUUCAAGGAAAAUCCAGAACGUACCUUUGAUUUGGUACUGAAAGUAAAAUGCCAAGCUUCUGAAAAUGAAGAUCCAGUGGUACUGUGGAAGUUCCCGGAGGACUUUGGAGACCAGGAAGUGCUGAACAGCGUUCCAAAGUUCUGCUUUCCUUUUGACAUUGAAAGGGUGUCCCAAAACCAAGUAGGACAGCAUUUCACCUUUGUGCUCACCGACAUUGAAAGUAAGCAAAGGUUUGGAUUUUGCCGUUUGACGUCAGGAGGCAAGGUCUGCCUCUGUAUUUUAAGUUAUUUACCAUGGUUUGAGGUAUACUACAAGCUCCUAAAUACCCUGGCAGAUUAUUUGGCUAAAGAACAGGAAAAUGACUCAAAUGAUUUGUUAAAAUCAUUGUAUAGCCAUCCUGUGCCAAAGGCAAAUGCUUUAGUCAGUUUAAGUGUGAACCAAGAGAUGAUUUUUACAAGUGAGCAAGUUUUGAAAAAACAGCCUUGUCUUGUAUCGCACUCGUAUUUCAUUACUCCUGAUUUAACUGGAUUGCCAACAAUCCCUGAAAGCAGAAACCUCACUGAAUAUUUUGUUGCUGUGGAUGUGAACAACAUGCUGCAACUUUAUGCCAGUAUGUUGCAUGAGAGAAGAAUCAUUAUUACCUCAAGCAAACUAAGCACUUUAACUGCUUGUGUUCAUGCGUCAGCUGCAUUGUUAUAUCCAAUGUAUUGGCAACAUAUUUACAUCCCAGUGCUUCCUCCACAUCUUCUGGACUACUGCUGUGCUCCGAUGCCUUAUCUAAUUGGCGUCCAUUUAAGCUUAAUAGAGAGAGUAAAAAGUAGAUCACUGGAGGAUGUGGUUUUGCUAAAUGUUGACACAAACACUCUAGAAACCCCUUUUAAUGACCUGAACAACCUACCUGGUGAAGUGGUCUCGGCCUUGAAAAAUAAACUGAAAAAGCAGUCCACAGCUACGGGCGAUGGAGUAGCCAAGGCCUUUCUUCGGGCACAGGCAGCACUGUUUGGAUCCUACAGAGAUGCACUAAGAUACAGACCAGGAGAGCCUAUAACUUUCUGUGAGAAUAGUUUUGUGAAACAUCGUUCCAGUACAACUAAGCAGUUCUUGGAAACUGCUGUUAAUCUUCAACUGUUUAAACAGUUUAUUGAUGGUCGACUAUCAAAAUUAAAUGCAGGAAGAGGAUUCUCUGAUGUUUUUGAAGAAGAAAUCACGGCAGGAGGCUUUUGUGGAGGAAAUUCAAGAUCUUACCAACAGUGGAUGCAUACAGUGAAGAAAGGCGGUGCACUGAUCAACACAGCGAUGACCAAAGCCACUCCGGCUGUGAAAACAGCAUAUAAAUUUGCAAAAAACCAGGCAAGGCAAGGAAUAAAAGAAGUGAAGAGUAAGUUAAAACACAAGGAGAGUGAGGAUGAGUAUGGAACUUGCAGUGCUGGUGCAGUACAGACUGUUCCCAUCUACACAUCACAUUAUGAGAAAAGAACAAGCUCAGAAAAACGAAGACUGGCACAGACUCGUUUCAACCAGCAUCUCAGUAACCAGGAUUUUGCCUUGGAUGAAGAUGAUGAUGAUGAAAUGGAGAGAACGAGCAAGUUAUCAUCAGAAGACAGUGAAGAAGCUUCUGCUUACUUUUAUGAUAGUGAUGGUUCUGGUGAAACAGGAAUAAUUCCUCAGCAUCAAGGAGAAAUGGACUUGCUUGGGGAGAUCCUGGACACACUGAGCACACACAGUUCAGAUCAAGGAAAACUCUCAGGAGCAAAGAGCCUGGAUUUCUUUAGGUCAAUGGAUGACAUUGAUUACAAGACUGCGAACAAGUCAAAUGCACCUAGUGAGAGCAACCUUACCCUGCUCUGCAGCAGUGCUAAUGAUCAAGCAGAGUGGAACCUCGGCCAGGAUGACAGUGUCCUCCAUUGGAAGCAGCUCCCUCCAUCACCAAGGAAGCAAGUUUCUUCUGGUGGCCAGAGAGAAUCUCUCACAAGGCUGGAAGAAGAAAAGAGUGACAAAACCCUUAUUACUGACAGGAUGGACACCACUAGUAUGACAUCCCCAUCUUCAGUACGACCAAGUGCUCAGUUUACUUCCCUAGGAAGUUUCAAAGCAGGCUAUUCUUCCUGUAAGCAUGCAAAGCAGAACGAAACACUAAGCAGUACCUCAGAAGAUCAGCUCCCAGGAAGUCUUGCUCAACAUCCAUCCAUUCUGGUCCCUUGGGAGAAAGAUGGGAAGGAAGGAGAUGAAAGUCCGGAAGAGGGUGGUCUUCUUCAAGAAGUGGUGUCAUUAUGUAAACUGAGUUCUGCUUUUCACUAUGGUUUAAAUAUUUCAAAGGAUAGCUUAUCCAGCAGUAGCAGUGGAAAUAAAACGUAAGAAAACUAUGAGAAGAGAAACUUGACUCCCAUUAGAAGUUAAAGGGAGACUACUCAGGACUCCAUAUAACUCCAUAUAACAUGAUAACCAAAAGAUGAAAAAGGAAUAAGAGAUCUAAGUUAUGAAAAUAAUUCUCUUCAGUUGAGUAUGCAUUUUCUGCCAUUGGGACAUCUGCUUCUAUGUUUACUCAGUUCAUUUGUUGGCUGUAGUUAGGUCCAAAAAAUGAAACUAAAUAUAUGAAUGCACUCUUAAAUCA